CACAUGGAGGCCCCGGAACAGUCAUUGAAGCAACGAAGAACCUCAAAGACUUAGAUCUUGCAAACAGGUGAGGAGCUACGUCUGCGGUACAAUACCUUCAUCGACGCCGUGAAAUACUACACCACAACCACAACAUCACUGUCAGAUGGCUUUGUGAUCCCAUUGCUGGCGAAAAACCAGGGUGGCCGGAUAUGCCGGUGGCCAUCCCAACCACAGUACUCUAUGUACUACUUGAAAGACACUGCUCCGUUUACUCUCUAGGGCUGGGGUCUGAGUGGCGCGGGACUUCUCGCCGGCGUGACCCUGGACAGGGUGGCGGCGAAGGAAGUUUCAGCCGCCCCGUGAAAAAGCGCUACAAGGCAACCAUGGUGGCGGUAAUAUCCGUUCCCUCUCUGUGCCUCGGCCUUGUCGGAUAUAUGGAUCAUGAAGCGGGCAGAAAGCAAGAUUGGCUGAUUGUGAACGCGUAUAUUGGAACGGCUGCUGGGCACGACGCGAGCUGGGGAGGUGCUAUUGCCCGGUGGACCGACGAGUUUGAGAACGCUUUGAUGUAUCUCGGCUUACCAGUGGGCUCAGUUUGUACGCUGGUCAGGUACUAUUGCUUCGCGACCGACUUCAUGCAUGACGCGUUGCUGGGACGGUAAUUGUACUGUGAUCUCUUGGUCCAGGGAAUGGCGGUAUUCUUUUAAUAGCGAUUUUUCGGUGAUGUUUGCCCUGGUAUAAAUGUGUGAUCCGUAUUGGCCGAGCGAUAUGAUGGAGCAGAGGGAUAGUUUUUACUUAGACGCCACCUAAUAUCGUCACGCAGCUA
Messenger RNA from Aspergillus aculeatinus CBS 121060, 805 nucleotides. RefSeq lists its product as uncharacterized. Bases 192 to 641 code for a protein of 149 amino acids. The transcript has a single exon. The record is from RefSeq and is a predicted model, not a curated record. Lineage: Eukaryota; Fungi; Ascomycota; Eurotiomycetes; Eurotiales; Aspergillaceae.